This is a messenger RNA of Rhinolophus ferrumequinum (greater horseshoe bat), 3821 nucleotides long. It is a transcript of the gene PNPLA3, whose product is annotated as patatin like phospholipase domain containing 3. Gene Ontology annotation, cellular component: lipid droplet; membrane; cytoplasm. Gene Ontology annotation, biological process: triglyceride catabolic process; lipid homeostasis. NCBI's taxonomy places the organism in Eukaryota, Metazoa, Chordata, Mammalia, Chiroptera, Rhinolophidae. Gene Ontology annotation, molecular function: triacylglycerol lipase activity. The record is from RefSeq and is a predicted model, not a curated record.
UGCUCGGAGGCCCCGCCGAGAGCGCCCGCGGGCGCUGGGCGGAGCGGCGGCGCCCUGUACAUCUGGGACCUCGGACCCAGCGCCCCGCACCCUGCCUCCGCACUCGCAGCCGCCGCCGCAAUGUACGAUCCCGAGCGCGGCUGGAGCCUGUCCUUCACGGGCUGCGGCUUCCUGGGCUUCUACCACAUCGGGGCUACCUGCUGCCUGAGCGAGCGCGCCCCACACCUCCUCCGCGACGCGCGCAUGUUCUUCGGUUCCUCGGCCGGGGCCCUGCACUGCGUCACCUUCCUCGCGGGGAUGCCGCCAGACCAGGUGAUACAGGUCGUCGUUGAAGCUGUCCGGAGAGCCAGGAACCGGAACCUUGGUGUCUUCCACCCGUCCUUCAACCUGAGCAAGCACAUCCGAGACGGUCUCCAGAAAUACCUGCCGGCCAACGUUCACCAGCUCAUCUCUGGCAAAGUGUCCAUCUCGCUCACCAGAGUGUCUGACUUGGAAAAUGUCCUCGUGUCGGAUUUUGAGUCGAAAGAUGAAGUCGUGGACGCCUUGGUGUGUACUUCCUUCAUCCCUGUCUUCUGUGGCUUAAUUCCUCCUUCCUUCAGAGGUGUGCGAUACAUCGAUGGAGGGGUGACUAACAGUUUGCCCAUCUCUGAUACCAAGACGACCAUCACUGUGUCCCCCUUCCAUGGGGAGUCUGACAUCUGCCCUAAGGUCAAGUCCACGAACUUUUUUCACGUGGAUUUCACCCAGCUCAACCUACGCCUCUGCUCAGAAAACGUCUACCUGCUAAGCCACGUAUUGUUCCCUCCGGACAUCAAGGUGCUUGCAGAGCUGUGCUUUCAAGGGUACAGAGACGCGGUCAGGUUCUUGGAAGAAAAUGGCAUCUGUAACAGGCUCCAUCCGUGCCUGAAUUUAUCGCUACCACAGCAGGACGUCCUUGCGCCCCACUGUGAGACCACGAGCCUGGAGGCUUCCCUGGGGGUGGCCGCCUGGCCCACAAAGCCUCCAGAAAACAAGCUGCUGAACCAUCUCAGCAUCCUGCCCUGGGACGAGAGCAUCCUGGAGACGCUGUCGCCCCAGCUCACUAUAGCAAUGAGGGAAAUAUUUAAAAUCCAAGGUGGAUACAUGAACAAGAUUUGCAACUCCUUACCGGUUAAGGUGAUGUCCUACAUGAUGCUGCCGUGUACGCUGCCCGUGGAGUCUGUGAUUGCUGUGGUCCAGAGACUGGUGUUGUGGCUUCCAUAUAUCCCUGAUGACAUCCAGUGGUUUCAUUCGGUGACCUCUCAGAUUUGUUCCCGAGUGAUAAAUCAUCUGCUCCCCACUUCCAGAUCCCAAAUGCUGGCAAGUAGCCAGCAGCCCUCCCACACAAACCAGAGCACCACGGGACCUCAGCCCUCCUGCUCCCCAAGGACCUGGACACCGGCCCUGUGGACUCUCCAGCAGGACGCAAAGUGCAGACUGCCUAGUAAUCCAUCCUCCAGUCCGGCCUCAGCUUCCUGGGCAGCAGUCCUGCUGGGGGUGGGAGCAACCCCUCCCUCCCCACUUUCUCAGCGGGGGAGAGUUUGAGGAGGCAAGUCUAGGACGUUCUUUGCGAGCUGCUAGGCCUUUCCCGUCUGUGUGCAACUAUCUCCACUCUGCUGUGGAAUCCCCCAUGUCUGUUACAUAUGGAUCUUGGCCUCUGUGCUGAAUUUACAGUUUAUUAAAACCAAAGGCUAUCAAUUGGUCUUUAUGAUAAAGCUAGGAAGCUGCUUUUGGUAUAUAUGGUGGUCCCGAGGUUAAAGAGAUCUAAUACUGACGCACGGCCGGGUGGGAAACGACCCUCAGUGUGGAGGGUCCAUCACCAUUUCUGUCCUGCAGCCCUCGAGUGUCCCCGAAAAAGCCUUCUAGAAUGGCCGGUGUUUGGACAGGGGGAUCUUGUGGCUGGGGGUUCAGCUGCCCUUUGUGCAGUCUUGGGGGUUGGAGGGAAGACAGAAGGGUGCUCCAUCUCCCCGUACAGGAAGCAGUUGGCAUGGCGGGAGGGCAUGCCAUCUUUCUCCAGGAAGGGCACUUCCCUCAGGGGACAUUAAAAGAUAAUAACUUCCUGACAUUUUACGACACCCUUUCAACCCAGCCUAAAUAUUUGAUAAAGAAUUUUGUCUAAAACAUAGGAGAUCUUAUUAUCUGUUGAAUUAUGUAUUAUGUGAAUCAGUGAGAUGUUACGGGAACAAGUCUUAAAAAAAUAUCCAGAGCACAAGACAGCCCCCAGGCCCCCCAGGCAGGAGCCAGACGGCUUGGCCCCCUUCCGCUGGUACCCUCAACUUGAACUUGACUUAUUUGCCCCAAGCCUCUGGUCUGCUUUUCUUUUUUCUCACCACCCCCCCCCCGCCCCCAUCCUCUGUGCUCCCCCAGCCUCAAUGGAGACAAAUAAGAGACAGGGACCUCCCUUCUCCCAGGUGUGUGAUUUGUGGGCAGUCACAAUGUACUGCAACUCGAGGGGAAAUGUGCGCGUCUGUUUUUCUUACACAUUGGAAUAUAACAAAAAAGAAAAACAGUGAUAAGCUCUGAAUCCUAAAUAUUGGGACAGAAAGCUGCAGCUCUCCCCUGCGUUGUAUGAGUGUCCUGGAGUCAAGUUCAGGCAAAGCGCUGUCUUGCAAAAAUGAACCCUUUAAAAUGGAAUGUGGUUCUCGGGCAAACUCCACCUGAGCCUGAGCUGUUCUGAGCUGUGAACUCCUAGAAGGCAGGGGCCACUUGUGAACCCCCCUGCAGGUCUCCUGGGUGGGUGGGCACCUGACGCUUCUGUUCUGGUAGCACUUGACCACCAAGUGAUGCUUCUGUUCUGGUAGCAUUGGAUCCCCAAGUGAAUGGUGUGUUGCCCGGCUCCCUGGACCCCCAGAACACGGCAUGUCCCUGGCUGAGCUCGCUUGGUGGUGGAGGAGGCCUGCCUGACACCCACCUGGGCUCCUUCUGACCCACCCUGACACCUUCCCCUGACUCUCAAGUUUCCCAAUCAGCUUUUCUGUCAGAACCACAGACAUAACUACAUUUUCACAGUGUUUUACAAUAACCAGUGUAUUCCCAUAGAGACAGAGAGACUGGGGGUGCCAAGAAAAUGUAUACACGUGACUUGUAUUCAUCUUUUGUUAUCUGUAUAUAUUGAGCAUGACAAUUGGAAUACAGUUUUUUCCCCUUUCUUAAAAUGUGUAUACAUUUUUUUUUGGCACCCUCUGUAUAUGCGAGUUUUGUGAUUAUGGCUAAUAAGUUUCUUUGGAACUUUAUAGGUUUUGAAAUAACUCAACUUUCUUACAAUGAGCAUAUGUUUUAUAAAUUUUUAAAAGUGUGCUCUAAGACAAGGAACUAUAAUACUAUUUUAGAAAUGGCCAAGUCUCCCUCCAUUUGUGCCUUAAAUGCCACCCUCCCCACUCCCCCAGGCCCUCACCUCUCCAGGUGUGCUGCGGUUUCUCUCACAUCCCUCCUACCUGAUGAAAUAGAAUCCUUCCUCUGUUGAUGGUGCAUUUGGACUUCAGAGUAUUCCACUGUCAGGAAUAACCCAUGAGUUGUCUAGUUAAUGCCAGGGUACAGCAGUCUCCACCUGGUAAACAGUGAAACCUGGGGCACAGCAUGGCCCCCGUGUUAAAAUACAGUGUGUGGGUGUAGAUACGUAUAUGUGUGUGUCCUAGAAAAAGGACUGAAAGGACAUACCUCGGAAUACCCACAGUGGUUACCAUCAUGCCGUUGUUUGUAAUUAUGUCGUAUUGGUUGUGCUUAUACGUGUUUUCCAAAUUUCUAUGUGACCAUAUAUUACUUUCGUCAGACUAUAACUCAUAAUAAAUGUGAUUUUUAAAAUA